Condylostylus longicornis is the source of this 1859-nucleotide messenger RNA. It is a transcript of the gene S2P, whose product is annotated as membrane-bound transcription factor site-2 protease. Gene Ontology annotation, molecular function: metalloendopeptidase activity. Gene Ontology annotation, cellular component: membrane; cytoplasm. The transcript is spliced from 2 exons. The record is from RefSeq and is a predicted model, not a curated record. Gene Ontology annotation, biological process: membrane protein intracellular domain proteolysis; regulation of response to endoplasmic reticulum stress. Lineage: Eukaryota; Metazoa; Arthropoda; Insecta; Diptera; Dolichopodidae. Bases 218 to 1726 code for a protein of 502 amino acids.
UUAAAAGAAUGCGAGACGGAAAAUUGCAUUUGUUUUUGUUUUUUGUUUAAUUUCUUGAUAAAAGAUAACGUGUAUAUUUUUUUUUAAUUAAAAAUUUUAAAAUAUUACGCCGACAAAAUAUUAAAACCAAUAAGAUUGAAAACGAUAAUGUAAUUCUUAAGGAAAUUGGAAAUAAAAAUAAAUGAAACUUCGUAACCUUAGAGUUUGAUUGAAAAAUAUGGAUCCAAUAAUAUUUUUAUCUAUCCUAUUCGGAAUAUAUUGUGUUAUGUCGUUCUUCGACAUGUUUUUCAAAAGCUGUAUGCAUUAUCCUUACCAUUCGUUUUUACAUAAAACAGGUUUAACAGUGCAAUUUUUACGUAUAAAAUGGCAUACUACAGCUUUUAAUCGCACAAUGUUCCGAUGGGGCUCUUCCAGUAAAUUAUUGAGUUUUUCAUUCAACAUCGGCGUAUUCUUUGCCUUAGCCCUUAUACCAAUCAGCGUAAUUAUAUUAAUAAUGACUCUUUUUAAAUGGGAUUUGGGAAGCGGAAAAGUACCAAGUUCAUCAACUACAAGUUCAUCAACACAAGCAAUACCACAAAUGCAAAUUCUGUUACCAGGUGUUACGUUACCUCUCCAAGAGAUUGGUUUUUAUGUAGCGACAUUAAUAAUAUGUUCUAUUCUUCAUGAAAUGGGACAUGCAUUAGCGGCUGUUUUAGAAGAUGUUCCAGUUUCGGGGUUUGGAAUAAUGAUAUAUUUUUGUUUUCCAUUUGCUUUUACACGCAUUAGUCCAGAUCAUAUGAACUCUUUAAGAUUAUUUCGAAAGUUAAAAGUUUUAUGUGGCGGAAUAUGGCAUAACAUAUUGUUAGCUGUAUUUUGUUAUUUAAUCUAUUCUACAUUAGGAUUUAUAGCUAAACCAUUUUAUCAAGUCAAUGAGUCACUUAUAAUAACGUCAAUAAAUAAAAAUUCUCCUUUACUAGGUGAGAAAGGGCUUUUUGAGAAAGAUAUUAUUACACAUAUAAAUGAUUGUAAAACAUAUGAUAUGGAUUCGUGGUAUGAUUGCCUUAUAAAAUCCAUACGGUCAAGACCUGGAUAUUGUGUUUCAUCAAAUUUUAUUCAUAUAAAUGAUGAAAGCAGCCGUGUUUAUCAUGGGCCUGAUGGAGUAAUUCAAUGUUGUGCCGAUCCAAAGAAUGAAAAAACAUGCUGUUUUGAAUAUAUCGAAGAUUUAAGCAAUGAUGAUCCAAUAGAAAUUCCUCAGCAUCUUUGCUUGGAUAUUCGUAAAACUAUUGAAGAUUCAAGUACAUUUUGUAGUAGUCAAUGUGAUCGAGGAUUUUGUAUUCGACCACUCUUAAAAAACACAACGGCAAUAAUUACAAUAAAACGUGAAAAUAAUCCAAAGGACGUAAUAUUUGUUGGACAUCCUGUUGACAUUUCACGUAGUAUAGAGGUAUCACAGUUUGUUCCUAAAGUAAAUAUAUUUACUCCAGGAUUUGCAGACACAAUAUCGUUGUUUUUAAAAUAUAAUAUUGUAUUUUCCCUUGGAUUAGCAGUAGUAAACGCUAUUCCAUGUUUCGGAUUAGACGGAUAUCAAAUAUCAAGCACAAUAAUUAAUAGCAUGCUUAUAAAUAAAGUAACCGAGAGAAAUAAGAGAGAUUUAAUAACAAUUUUAGUAACUAGUUUAGGAUCAUUUCUACUUUUUAGUUGGACUUUAAAAGUUUUAUGGAAAUCGAUUUUAGAGAAAUUUAUUUGAACUUCUUUAAUAACGAAGCUCUAUAAUAUUAUUUAAUUUAGAACUUAAAAUAAUUAUGUAUAGGAAAAUUUAGAAUCAGAAGUUUAUUAUCAAAGCAAAAACAUAAACCAAAAAGGAAUAAUUGCAAUUUAGA